Caenorhabditis angaria is the source of this 396-nucleotide messenger RNA. The record is from the annotation of a GenBank genome assembly. Lineage: Eukaryota; Metazoa; Nematoda; Chromadorea; Rhabditida; Rhabditidae.
AUGUUACAAUUAGUGUUCUAUCUAAUCUUGCCAAUCCUAACUUCUUCCUCUGAUCCCAAUCACCAAAACCUAGCCAAAUCUCUCGCGCAACUCACAGAAACCGCCCUAACCCAGCCAACCCGCGAAAAUUGCAAAAAAAUCUAUAACGAUCAUAUAUUGUUCAGCGGUUUGAGAGAUAAGAAAUUGGAAAAGAUCGGGAAUUAUAUCGAGAAUUCGGCCAGUAAUCAAGAUAAAUGGUCCGGUGAAAAAGUGAGCCAAGAUAUUGAACCAGUGUCGUGGAAUAUGGUAAAAAAUGAUGUUUUCUGGGUGGAUUUUGUGGUAGAUCAGAAGGCGAAUAGAUCGAUUUGGGCGAAAAAAUCGGGAGAUAAUUGGAAGGUGUAUUAUGUGCAUUCUUAA